AAGUGAAUCUCGUUUUUAAGAGCUGCUUUGUUGGCUCCCACAAAAAAAUUGCUUUGAGAGCAGAGAAACAUUCUUGGUCUGUGCCUCUCUCUGUUUCUCAAAAGCCCAGUGGUGAUCAAUCACUGUACCUCCAACAGAUUGGUCUGCCUGCCUCUUGCCUUUGUGCAAUGAGUGAGGCUGGAAGGGCUCUGUAAUGUAAAAGCUGCCCCAAGGAAGCAGGUGGGCUGGAUGAAUGGGCACCAGAGACCUUGCCAAAUCCAGCCAAGAGGGGGUAGGAAAUGAGAACUGAUGGGGACAGCAGAAACCAGGGCAGGGGAGACUGGUAAGGUGGCAGAAGGGUGUCUGGGCUAAAUGGGAGCCUGAGGAAAGAGGAGAAGAGGUCUUUCCCUCAGCCUGUAUUUUUCUACUGUUUCUCAAGAUGUGAACCAGGAAUUAGAUGUUGCCAAGGAUGGGCCAAAUAGCCAGUUUACUGCAAUUCCCUGAGUUGUGGUUGCUUGCCUAUAACAGGGAAGAGGGUCUAAAAAGGGAAAGGGGGGAAAAGCAGAACCCAAAUUGUGCAUCUUUGGUGUGGCAAUUCCUCCCAUUCCUUCCUGUUGGUAAGAAAGCUUUGCCUCACAGAAUGACAGGACUGGGGAGGGGUGAAAGGGCCUGUGGACAGGAGCUCUCACAGCCAAGUUACACAGAAGGGGCAGCCCACAGGACUGUCCACAGGAGCCUCCAGACCACACCUGGGAGAAGGACAUAUCAGGAAAAUGGACCCUGAACUGCUGAACAUCCCACUUGCAGUCAAGAUCCCUGUGGCACCUGGAUCCAAGCCUGUCUUCUGCAGGAGAAAGCUGGGUGAAAAGAGCGACAUCUGGUGACUGCCGACGUGACGUGCACCUAGGGACCCCUGAGGGUCAGUACAGCCAGCGGACAAUGAACCAGCCGCUUCCCCCCAGAGGGGACGCCUUGCUGCGCAUGGGACUCAGUAUUUCUGAAGAAGCUAUGCGCGCUUUGUUCCAGUGGGUAAAAGCGCAAGAUUUUACUGUGACUUUUAAUAAUGCUUUCAACCUCGAGAUGUGGCUAUCAGUGGGAGACCGCUUAUGGUCUGAGUCAGCUGCAGGAAAUACCAGCGUGUGCAGCCUGGCAGCCACCUGGGGCGUGCUCUUUAAAGCGCUGAAGCAGUGCCAGUCUGGGGACAGUGAUGCCGAGAUGGAAGAUUCGGAUGCCAGGGGUGCCUCUUUUGUACACCAAGAGAGACUGGGGAAUGAGACUGAGAACCCGUCACCCACGGAGCUGGGCGCGCAAACUUCGCCAACAGAGAGGCAGCAAGAAAACGGAGAUCCCCCGUCCCCGCCUGCACCCUCCACGGCACCUCCACUGGCGCUGCGAGCACCGCCGCAAGCAGCCGCGGGGGACCUUUUCUCCGGCCCCUCCGCACCCUCUGCGCUCCUUUCUUCUGUACCACAAGGGACAGCACAGGCUCCCCCCCUGCAGCCCGCUGGUGCGGCGGGGGGAGUGGUCCCCACACAUCCAUCCAAAGAGCCUGCCGGCGCGGCGGGUUUCGCGGCCCCCCCACGUCCAACCGUGAAACCCACUGGCACGGCAGGGGAAGAUCAGCUUUCAGCCCCCCCGCGUCCAGCCGCGGGGCCCGCGCAUGCACAAACCUCGCCAGGACACCCAUCGCUGCCACCCUCAUCGGGGGUGUCCCCACCGGCCUCCACACCACCCCUCCACAGCAGCCUGACAGCAGCGACACCGCCCACCCCGGCAGAGGCGGGCGAGAACUCUCCGCUCCGUGCCCAGCCCGGCGCAGGAGAGCAAACAGAUCCACAAGCAAAGCUACUGCCCAGACCGACUACUGCAACUUUGCUGCCAAGGCAACCACCGCUGGAAAUAACAGCUGAACAAGAGCUUCAACGAACAGCAACAGCAACAACUUUACAACAGCUUUACAUCGAACAUGCAAGCUUCAAGCCACUCAACAACACAGCUGCAGAACCCAAAGAACAACAUCAGCAGCCUGAUCCUAAUGAAGCAACCAUCUUUACACCGCAAAUAGCUUCCCUGGGUUACUUCACUGAUUGCAGAGAAGCGACAUCUGGUGCCAGGGCAAUGAGCCCUUCCAACUUAUCCCACUGUGUCAAGCCAGGCCCUGGGGCACCUGUGAGGGAGAUUCCAACCUUCUCCUUCCUGGCAUCUGGGCACCUUUGGAAUAGCUUGGGCUUCACUGCUUGGAGAAUACACUGUUGUCCUGCAGCUUCUACUGCACCCUCCCAAGGUAGAGACUUUCUGGAGGCAGAGGCAGAUGACACAGCCCUGGGGCCUGCCUAACUUGAGGAGACUGGUUUCAUCCAUUCUCCACUGGCUGCAUUUGAAUCUUUGAAGGUUAUUUUGUGGAUAGGUCUGCAGUUCUUCCUGGUAGCCUAAGAUACCUAUUUGCUGGUGGGGUUGCUGUGGGGUUUGUCUUCUCUCCCCUAACACAUCACAGCCCAGCCUGGCUCAGCCCAGCCCUGUAGUCUGUCUGUGAAGGUCUCUGUGCCUACAGAAGGAUAGAGAAGACCUUUAGCUUUUCACAAGUACCAUGUGGUACCUCUUUGCUGCUCUCUCCUGCCUCCUUCAUACUCUGGAAACUCUCUUACAGCUCCACUGGCUGUUUCCUUAUUUCACUCUGGAUGAUCCCUACAGCCACCACCUCAGCCCAGCAUACAACUGCCUGCAUGACCCUGUCCUUCAGGACUACCACAAGCGCAAGGAUGUGCUGCAGUUGCUGAAGAAACAGGGUUUUGUCACCAGUGACAACAAGGUGGUUUGCACUCUGAAGGAGUUCAAUGAGUACAGGGAGUACCUGACCA
Messenger RNA from Cyanistes caeruleus (blue tit), 2837 nucleotides. Lineage: Eukaryota; Metazoa; Chordata; Aves; Passeriformes; Paridae. The record is from RefSeq and is a predicted model, not a curated record.